AUGUCGGCCUUCUAUCUGUGGGAAGUUGACGUCAAGCUGGAAGGCAUUUGGGAUUCCUCUUGUAACAAAGCAUUCCUAAUACCUGAUGAAGAAUCUGGGGAUGACAACGAUAAAAAUGAGAGAACUGCAAAUGAAGAAUUAACAAAUAUGGAGGAUGCAACAACUCCUAGUUUUAAUGCGAGUGCUGACUCCGCUAACAGAAAAGAGUUUCAAGUAGAUUCAGAUACUGAUUUGGAGUUUUAUUUAACAGAUGAGAAGGGGACAACAAGGGACUCAAGAAUUGUGAUGAAUGAGCCUGUGGCUGCCAAGGCAGUGCCUGGGCGGUUGAGUGUGCUUGUAUGUUGGCCAUCUAAAAUGGUCAAAAAGUACAAGUCACGUCUUCUUAGUUCACUGCCCCAGGAGGAGCCGCUUGGACCAGAGGACAUGUGGUCAUUAGCAAUCAUUAUGGGAGCAUGGGAGGGGGUCAUUAUACUGCCUUUGUCCAUAGCUUCUAAAUAUGCAAAGUUGCCUUGGUAUGCUCCCAAAUAUGGUUUUGGUGAUGCAGGAAGGUUCACCAAUUCAGGAGAGAAAUUAACAAAACUGAAUAAGAAUCUUAAUAUUAGCAAUAAUGAGCAAACUUACAAACUCAAUAUGCUGAACAUCUUCAAAAUUAUUCACAAUAUCUUCCUUCAUAGGAGCGCACCUAGGCUCCAAGUAACCUCUGCACAUUGA
This is a messenger RNA of Thlaspi arvense, 711 nucleotides long. Lineage: Eukaryota; Viridiplantae; Streptophyta; Magnoliopsida; Brassicales; Brassicaceae. The record is from the annotation of a GenBank genome assembly.